CCGAGCCGCACUGCAAAGAAUGGGAAAUAUUGCAUGCGUUUUGUGGUGCAAAUCCGAAGUAAUUAUGGAAACUGUAAAUCGCUAAGCUCAGGAAGAGGUGCAGUAAAGCUGGUUCGGGAUUAGUUUGUUGCACUGAAAUCCUGACUCUGUGGUGUAACAAGGAAGCGUUCUCCCGACUCUAAAUCAUGCCUCUUUGCCUUGGCCAGUUUAAGCCCACCUUUCGGGUUAAGCACCUUUGCCUCUGUUCAUCCGGGUGAACUGCGAUCGCACGCGAAAGUCUUGCCCCAGGGUGACGGGUGCCUCGACUCGCUCUCCUUGGUGCCGGCCCGCCCGCGCCACAUCUCCUCUUCCUACCUGUCCGAGAAACAUGGCUCGCUGACAUCAUGGAAACACCCGACGGCUGCCCGCGAAAGCGCGAGCGAACGCCGCCUUGGCGCUGAUCCGUCUGGAGAUUCCCCUUGGUCAGCGCCGCUGUCAAUCAACCGAGACGAUUCUUUGCCCUCUCCGGAACCUCCCUGGGAGGAACCAAGCUGGGGCUGGCCGAGAGGCUCCGCCCCUUUCUCGCCGCCGAAGGGAGUAGCAGGGAGCAGGCAGGUAGAGCUGCUUAGAGGGUGCAUCUUUGUGUUUGUCGCUCCCGCCCGCUUCGUUGUCGCGGCUGUCUGCCUGUCAGUGGCUUCUCUGACUCCUGGCUGUGCUUUGGCAGGUUGCUCAGAGGUGAGGAAAAGCCGCUUGGAUCUCGCUCCCUCCAAGCCCUGCCUGCGGUGGGGGCACAACCGCGGCUCGGAAGAGCUUACUUUAUAGCCCGACUGAUGCUUGCGAUCGCUGUCAGUUCCCAGGAAUUUCCUUUGAGCACCACGAGCACCGCUGGAAUGCAUUUGGAGAUGCGAUGACUCCUGCCUUUCUCUCCCAUGUCUUCUCGUUUUGUCGUUGAAUUGGUACAGAAGAAACUCUUUCGGAGACCAUGACUGAAGAAAAGAAUCUUGGUGUGUCUCAGAAAGUCUUGUCGCCUUCAAGAAGUACCAGUAGCUGCUCCUCUAAGCAGGGGAGUAGACAGGACAGCUGGGAAAUUGUAGAAGGACUGCGGGGAGCCAUGAAUUACACGCAGGAACCACCGAAACAGGAAGGCUACCUGCUGAAAAAGAGGAAAUGGCCUCUGAAAGGUUGGCACAAGAGAUGCUUCUUUCUGGAUAAAGGGAUUUUGAAGUAUGCAAAGAGCCCAGCUGACAUAGCGCGAGGGAAGCUGCAUGGGUGUAUAGACGUUGGGCUUUCAGUGAUGUCUGUGAAGAAGUCAACAAAAUGUAUAGAUUUGGAUACAGAAGAACACAUUUAUCAUUUAAAGGCAAAAUCUCAGGAAGUCUUUGACGAAUGGGUAGCAAAGCUACGCCAUCAUAGAAUGUAUCGUCAAAAUGAAAUUUCCAUGUUUCCGCAUGACAUCAACAACCAUUUCUUUCCAGCAUCAGCUUCUGUUACAGACUCCGUAACUGGCUUUCUGGAAUCCACGGCAAGCAGAAAGCGAGGCAGCAUGACUCAGCAGAAUUCAUUGCAGACUGGAAGUAGUUUGUCAUUCUCCUGCUCAAACAAUGACUCAAGGAUCCCACCUUGGCUGCAGUCUUCGGAGGAUAUGGAAAGAUGUUCAAAAGACCUCUCCCACUGUCAUAACUAUCUGCUGGAAAUGAGCCAGCUUCUGCAAAGCAUGGAAGUUCUCCACAGGACAUACUCAGCGCCCGCCAUAAAUGCCAUGCAGGGCAUCCCCUUUGAAAGUCCUAAAAAGGAAAAAAGAACACACAGGAGGUGGCGUUCCCGAGGUCUUAGUAAAGAUGCGAAAGGAAUGUUGCAGCCUAGCAAUCCCACCACCCCUUACCUUUUCCUUCCCCAUACCUCCAAUCCUCUGAAUUCAGCAAGGCAUUUAAUGAGGAGCAUGAGCACAUCCUUUCAGGUACCAACUGUUCUUUCUGCUCCAUUGAGACUGCACGCUUCCAACCCCAAUUUAUCCACAUUAGAUUUUGGCGAAGAGAAAAUUUACUCUAAUGGUUCCGAAACAACAUCGGAAUUCUCUAAAAUGCAAGAGGACUUGUGUCACAUAGCACACAAAGUGUACUUCACCUUAAAGUCGGCUUUCAGUACGAUCUCAACGGAGAGAGAGAAGCUGCAGCAGAUGUUUGAACAUGAUUCAGCCUCAUCUCCAUCUGCGCAAAUAGCUGGACUGAAGAAUGCCUUAUCAUCUGCCAUAGCACAAAACACAGAUCUUAAAGACCGGUUACGCAGAAUACAUGCCGAAUCUGUGCUUCUUGAUUCAGCAGCUAAUGCAAAAUCCAGCCCUGAUUUGGCAAAGGAAAACUCGGACGACGAGAACAGGGGUCUAGUUCACCAGCUUUCCAACGAAAGUCGGCUGUCUAUAACGGAUUCGCUCACCGAGUUUUUUGAUGCUCAGGAAGUCUUGCUGUCUGCCAGCUCUUCAGAAAACGAGGUAUCUGAUGAUGAUUCAUACGCCAGUGAUGUGAGUGAUAACAUCUCUGAAGACAACCUAAGUAACGACAUAGAGAAUGAAAGGCAAACCCUCGACAGUGUUCCCGACGACAGCUUGGAAUGCCAUUCCAAGCGGAGGACGUGUCUGCCGGCUCCGUGUCCCAACACUAGUAACAUCAGCCUCUGGAACAUUUUGCGGAACAACAUCGGGAAAGACCUCUCCAAGGUGGCCAUGCCAGUGGAGCUGAACGAACCGCUGAACACUUUGCAGCGCCUCUGCGAGGAAUUGGAGUACAGCGAGUUGUUGGAUAAAGCGGCACGUACGCCCAACCUGUUCGAGAGGAUGGUAUAUGUGGCUGCUUUUGCCGUAUCUGCUUAUGCAUCCAGUUACUACAGAGCUGGAAGUAAGCCUUUUAAUCCUGUGCUUGGAGAAACCUACGAAUGUAUCCGAGAAGAUAAAGGCUUUCAGUUUUUUGCUGAACAGGUCAGUCACCACCCACCUAUAUCUGCAUGUCAUGCUGAAUCUGAUAACUUUGUGUUUUGGCAAGAUAUCAGAUGGAAAAACAAAUUCUGGGGGAAAUCCAUGGAAAUAGUGCCAGUUGGUACAACACAUGUAAUUUUGCCAGCCUAUAACGACCAUUAUGAAUGGAAUAAGGUGACAUCUUGCAUUCAUAAUAUAUUAAGUGGACAGCGGUGGAUAGAACACUAUGGGGAGAUCAUAAUCAAGAAUCUGAAUGACCACAGCUGUCUCUGCAAACUUACUUUUGUAAAGACAAAAUACUGGAAUCACAAUGUACAUGAGAUUGAAGGAAAUGUUUUGGACAAAAAUGGGAAAGUAGUACAUCGUAUUUUUGGGAAAUGGCAUGAGAAUAUAUACUGCGGAACACCAUCUUCGCCAAAGUGCAUCUGGAGAGCAAAUCCAAUGCCAAAAGAUUAUGAACAGUGGUAUGGUUUCACACAGUUUGCAUUAGAAUUAAAUGAAUUGGACCCACUCACUAGGCCUCUGUUACCAUCUACUGAUACCCGAUUUAGACCAGACCAAAGGCUCCUAGAGGAAGGGAAUAUUGAAGGAGCAGAAAUGCAAAAACAAAGGAUUGAGCAGCUACAGAGAGAGCGGCGGAAAGUGCUAGAAGAAAACAAUAUGGAGCAUCAGCCUAGAUUUUUCAGGAAAUCUGAAGAUGACUCCUGGGUCAGCAAUGGAACUUAUCUAGAACUUAGAAAAAACCCUGGCUUUUCCAAGGUGGAUAAUGCUGUCUUAUGGUGAAAAAAAAACCGAAAAGGACAUUAUAGCUGCUGUAUCUCUGAUUAUAAGAAUGGAAAUGCUGCGUAUCACCAUAACCUUCUAGACUCCUGCUUGAUUUAGAUUUUUGACAAGCACAUUUGCGUUAUUCUGUUUGUCUUUUGCUAUUUUGAUAGUAACCAUGAUUUAUUUGAAUGUACCAAAAACUCUAAUUUUCUUGACAUAUAUAUUUAAUAAAUGAUGGUUGAAUGUUAUCUCUGAAAGGGGGGUGGGGUGGGGAGGAGAGAAGCUUUAACACUAUUUUUUUCCAAAGGAUAAUGCAAGUUCAGAUUUAAUGCCUUACUGAGUUCUGUGAUAAACAGUAUUGGCCAGGAACCUUCAGCCGCACUACAGUAACUGAAUGGAGGCAUCUGAUCCCACCCCACAAGAUGUCAGUAAGCUAACCAAAGCCAGAGUGAGUGUGUUUCUGUCUCUUACCUGAGAUUCCAUCUCGGUUACUGAUCUUUUUGGAAUCUUUUUUUGUGGUUUGGAUUUGCUUUGUUUUUGAGCACAUGGGCAGAGCAAUGCAUAAUACCACCAGUCGGGUUGGAUGAGAUGGAGGUGUUCCUUCACCCAGUUCUGCCUGGCUGUGCUGGGCACUGCUACCAUGGAGCGGCUAGCUGCACCCACCUCAACUGUGGAUAAGCGGAAGGCACUCCUGUGGAAUCCCUGCUGGCAGUAGCUGCUAUAUAUCCCCAAAUCAGUAGAAGAGCUGCAUAAGCUAAGGAUCGCUUGGAUCCUCAGCCAGUCCAGCCACCAGUUACUUGUGGAAACGGGCCCAAUCUGGGCCUCUCUGCUGUACCAGCCUGGAGCUGGUAUAAUAAGGAAGCAAAAUGGUUGUUGUCCCUACCCUAGCUGCCAUUGGGCUCUGGGAUGCAGCGGUCAGUCUUCACUGCUCUGUUUAGUAUCCCUUCCGUUGCAGCCUGCUGGCGGUCUGGAUCGCUCCUGUUCUUUUUACUCCAUUAGCUAACCUAUUCCAAGAAAGUAGUACUAAGCGGUAGUAGCAUUGAUAGUUCUACUGCCUUACAAGCAAGCAAAAGGACACAGACACUUAGGAACUUCUCUUAUCCCUUGUUGACCUUUACGGAAGCUGGACCACCGCAGACUUCAGCAGGGCUCGCACACUGGAAGUUGCAAGUGGAACGUGUCCCAGAUUUGUACAGUUGGCGUAUAUGAAUCGUGCUGUGUAGACUGAACUUUUGAGACACGGUCCAACCAAAGUUAGCGAUGGCUUAAUUCAUGUUAAAAUCCAAUAGAAAAGCUGUUAGUUGCGAGCAGCUACCUUUUCCUGGAAAGUACCAUUUGGUUAAAUGCAAUUUAGUGGUACUCCUAAACAGAGCUUGUGGGUAAAAAAAAUGACCAAAUGGAAAAGAAACACGGUUUUCUUUGGGGCUGGCGAUAUCUUUACAGAGCAUGGACUCUUUAUUUCACUAUUCUGGUUUGUUUUUAAUAAAAAGAUCCUGCUAGACAAUUUUUUUAAAAGCCCUCCUUUUUAACUAUUUGCAAAGUAGCUAAUUGUGGUUAAGAGACAGGUGUUUUCUGAAAUAAGAUUUCGGUAUUUUCUACCUCUUCUGAGCAGCACAUUUAUUAUCUUGUAUUAUUAAAAAAAACCAUCUGCCUUAGAUACAAUGUAUGGAAUAUAUGAUCUUCCUUUACCUGUUUAGUGUUUUAAGGUAAAUAUUUGUCUUGCACUAAAAUGGUUAUGUUUUUCCUA
Podarcis raffonei (Aeolian wall lizard) is the source of this 5459-nucleotide messenger RNA. It is a transcript of the gene OSBPL3, whose product is annotated as oxysterol binding protein like 3. The transcript is spliced from 24 exons. NCBI's taxonomy places the organism in Eukaryota, Metazoa, Chordata, Lepidosauria, Squamata, Lacertidae. The record is from RefSeq and is a predicted model, not a curated record. Gene Ontology annotation, cellular component: plasma membrane; intracellular membrane-bounded organelle; perinuclear endoplasmic reticulum. Bases 962 to 3730 code for a protein of 922 amino acids. Gene Ontology annotation, molecular function: cholesterol binding.